CCCGGGCUGGGCGAGCAGGCGUGUCGCUGGUUGAGAAUCCAUGUGGCGGGAGCUGUGGACCCUGGUAGCCCGGGCGGCACGUGGGCCUCGCAGUCCCAGACCGUGCACGCGCCAGGGCAGUGGCGCCCCGGCUCCCGGUUCCGGAGCCACUAUCUUCGCGCUGAGCUCCGGCCAAGGCCGCUGCGGCAUCGCGGUGAUCCGAACCAGCGGCCCCGCCAGCGGCCAGGCCCUCCGGAGCCUCACAGCCCCCCGGGACUUACCCCCGUCCCGCAAAGCCUGCCUGCGCCUGCUUAGCGACCCCCGCUCUGGGGAGCCUUUGGACCGCGCGCUGGUGCUUUGGUUCCCGGGUCCCCAGAGUUUCACGGGUGAGGAUUGCGCGGAGUUCCACGUGCAUGGAGGCCAGGCUGUGGUGAGUGGUGUCCUGCAGGCCCUGGGCAGUGUGCCAGGGCUGCGGCCUGCGGAGGCAGGCGAGUUCACCAGGAGGGCGUUCGCCCACGGGAAGCUGAGCCUGACCGAGGUGGAGGGGCUGGCGGAUCUGAUCCAUGCAGAAACCGAGGCACAGCGGCGACAGGCCCUGAGGCAGCUAGAUGGGGAGCUGAGCCAUCUCUGCCGCGGCUGGGCCGAGACCCUCACUAAGGCUCUGGCCCACGUGGAGGCCUAUAUCGAUUUUGGUGAGGAUGACAACCUGGAGGAGGGCGUCCUGGAUCGAGCUGACAGUGAAGUGCGGGAGCUGGAGGUGGCACUGGGUGCACAUCUUCGAGAUGCCAGGCGCGGACAGAGGCUCCGCUCAGGGGUUCAUGUAGUGGUUGCGGGACCUCCCAACGCCGGCAAGAGCAGCCUAGUGAACCUGCUCAGCCGGAAACCUGUGUCCAUCGUGUCCCCGGAGCCGGGGACCACCCGAGAUGUGCUGGAGACCCCCGUGGACCUGGCCGGGUUCCCGGCGCUGCUGAGCGACACGGCGGGGUUGUGGGAGGGCGUGGGGCCUGUGGAGCAGGAGGGCGUGCGGCGCGCCCAAAAAAGGCUGGAGCAGGCUGACCUCAUCCUGGCCGUGCUGGAUGCUUCUGACCUGGCCUCUCCGUCCAGCUGCAACUUCCUGGACACCGUUGUCAUCCCUGCAGGAGCCGGGAGCCCAAAUGGGUGCAGCCAGCGCCUCCUGCUGGUGCUGAAUAAGUCAGACCUGCUGCCAGGAGGCCCAGAUCCCAGUCCUGACCUGCCCCCUCACCUGUUGCUGUCCUGCCUGACUGGCGAGGGGCUGGAUGGCCUCCUGGAAGCGCUGAGGAAGGAGCUGGCUGCAUUGUGUGGGGAGCCAUCCACAGGCCCACCACUUCUGACACGGGCAAGGCACCAGCAUCACCUCCAGGGCUGCCUGGAUGCCCUUGGCCACUACAAGCAGGCGAAAGACUUAGCCCUGGCGGCCGAAGCACUGCGGGUCGCCCGAGGGCACCUGACCCGCAUCACCGGUGGAGGGGGCACUGAGGAGAUCCUGGAUAUCAUCUUCCGAGACUUCUGCGUGGGCAAAAAGACAAGAAGAAGCAACAAUGUGGGUCUAGAAGACAUGGGUGCCCAGAUGUCCUCUGUGUGGGCAAGGCCUGGAGGGCUCCCAGGAGGGGUGAGUAAAUGGAGGCUGAGAUUGACUGAGCCAAGAUUUGAAUGCAGGAAUGUCAGAGUCUGGAAGCCAAACUCAGGUGUCCGACGGUUGCUUGGGACUGGCUGCUGUCAGCAUCCUCCCCAGGACUCCAGGCUGCUCAGGCAGUAGGCUCAGGGUCAGGGACGUCCCUGCUUCCUUGGGGCCUCCAGACUGGCCCGUCUGGGCGGCCAGGCCUGGCUGACCCUCCUGCCCUUGCUUGGCGGGGCCCCAGCCGAGUGUUUCCUGCAGCGGCCCGUCUCUCGUCCGGGUUCCUGUAUCCAGGAAAUAUCGCUCCUUUGUCCCUCCUGACUAGCCUGCCCUAAGCGUGGCGUUGCCAGCCUCGGCUCCUCGUGAUUCAUCCCCUCCCUGUCCAAGGUCCCAGGGGAUGGGCUGGGAGGGAAUCAAAUCAAAGUGGAGAGACAGACAAGCUGAGAUUCUAGACCACAAUUUUUUGUGUGUGUGUGGUAUGCGGGCCUCUCACUGUUGUGGCCUCUCCCGUUGCGGAGCACAGGCUCCGGACACGCAGGCUCAGUGGCCAUGGCUCACGGGCCCAGCCACUCCGCGGCAUGUGGGUUCUUCCCGGACCAGGGUACGAACCCGUGUCCCCUGCAUCAGCAGGCGGACUCUCAACCACUGUGCCACCAGGGAGGCCCUAGACCACAAUUUUUAGGCCAUUUACCACCAAUGGCCAUUUGCUUUGUUUCCUGGAGUUUUCACUUCUCAGGGAUAAAGUCCCAGGAAUGGGGUUGCUGAGACAAAGGAUUUGUAUGUCUUCACUUUUCUUUUUUUGGCCACGCCACACAGCUUGCGGGAUCUUAGUUGCCCGACCAGGGAUUGAACCCGGGCCCUGGUCAGUGAAAGGGCAGAGUCCUACCCACUGGACUACCAGGGAAUUCCUGUCUUCAUUUUUAUUAAAUAUCAUCAAACUAAUUUCCAGAAGGGCCAGGAUGAGAUGUGCAUUUCUACCAGUCCCACAGGAAAAUGCCCUUUUCUCUACAUCUUCACCAGCAGUCGGUAUUACAGCUUUUUAACAUUUUUUCCCCCAGCCUGUUGGGUACGUUGUGAUUUCCCUGUGUUCCUCUAAUGUGCAAAAUUUCCCCAGCUUCCUGCUAAUUUAGUGAUUGGUGAGUUGAAGUGCUCCCUAACUGGACACUGGUGCCCUUUCUAACAUCCCAUCUUCCCACCAAAAAACCUCAAACAAAACAAAUGCCUGGGACUUUUGUGAUAUUGUUCUGGAAUCAUUUUGGCAAGGAGGAGGUCCUGCAAAACAGGCUGUGGUACCUCAGUAAUUGUUGUCUGUACCUGGGGGAAUCUCUGCAAACCUAGCAAAAACAAAAGCUACAAAUAGAUAAUCUGCUUUUUCAGAAA
This is a messenger RNA of Mesoplodon densirostris (Blainville's beaked whale), 2995 nucleotides long. RefSeq names its product GTP binding protein 3, mitochondrial (gene GTPBP3). The transcript is spliced from 11 exons. The coding region runs from base 41 to 1756 and encodes 571 amino acids. Gene Ontology annotation, biological process: tRNA wobble uridine modification; tRNA methylation. Gene Ontology annotation, cellular component: mitochondrion; cytoplasm. The record is from RefSeq and is a predicted model, not a curated record. NCBI's taxonomy places the organism in Eukaryota, Metazoa, Chordata, Mammalia, Artiodactyla, Ziphiidae. Gene Ontology annotation, molecular function: protein binding; GTPase activity; GTP binding.